GAGGGCUGCAGCCGCGCACCGCUGUACAUGACAACACCGGAGAAGUUUUGAUCCUGAAGGACACUUCGUAUCAUCAUCGUGUUCAAUCGUGUUUUCCCGCAGAGACGACACUUGUGUGAAACUUUCAAAAGAAAAGGCAAACAUGUGCCUAUAAGCUGUUUCCAUGUUACUAAAGGAAUAAACCGACCCGAGAGGAGACGUCAAGUGGAUUUUACGCAUCGGGGUCCGGACGCAGAAACUGGACACUUUUUUCAUUUUGAGAAAACAGAAAUCACCAUUCAACUGUUCAAAUUCUCCCGGACAGAUUUUACUCUUUUUCCACCGACCGUGAUUCUCAUGAUGCGACUUUUUCUGACGUUGACGAGCAGUCUGGAACAAACGGUGCUGGUAACAAUGUUACGGGGCUGUUAAAUUUAUUGGAACGUGACCACCGGAGAUGAACUUUCUCCAUAAUGAUUGCGGGAGCUCUGGUGAAUGAUUGACAGCAGAGGCUCGCCUUGCGCUCUGUGGACCUUUAUGGACGAAGUGGAUUUACCGUGAGGAGUUCAACUUGUUUUGUUUUAACCAUUAAGAGGCUGAAAGGUGAUUUUUUCCCCCCCUUUGGGCAGAAUGAAACUCUGGUGCUGAUUUAAUCAGCAGAGGAAGAAAGUUUCCGAGAUGAACUCAUGAAUCAAGAUAAGCUGAUUGGCCCUCUCCCUCCACUAUUCUUAUUUCCUUGUCUUAAUGACCCUGGAUUAGUAAUUCUAAAACUAACUUAAUAUUCAUUCUCUAUAUGGCAUCAACGGUGAGGCACGCGCAGUGCAGCCGGGUGUUACCGCGGCCCCUCGUGCUGCUUCUGCUGUUCCGGUUUGCUGGUCCCACGUUAGGAGCCUCCAAGGACCUGGUGUGUGAGCCCAUAACUGUGCCCAUGUGCAGGGGCAUCGGCUACAACCUGACCUACAUGCCCAAUCAGUUCAACCAUGACACUCAGGAGGAGGUGGGGCUAGAGGUGCACCAGUUCUGGCCCCUGGUCCGGAUCCGCUGCUCUCCGGACCUGCUCUUCUUCCUGUGCAGCAUGUACACCCCGAUCUGCCUGCCGGACUACCGCAAACCACUGCCGCCCUGCCGCUCUGUGUGUGAACGGGCCAAACGUGGCUGCUCCCCUCUGAUGAGCCAAUAUGGCUUCGAGUGGCCCGAGAGGAUGAGCUGUGAGCAGCUGCCCCAGCUGGGUGACGAGACCCUUUGCAUGGACCAGAACAACAGCGAGACCACCACCUUGGCUCCUCCAUUUCCUAAGCCCACAACUAAAGGCCGGACCAGACCCCCAAGCCCCCCACUAUGUGACAGGGAGUGUCGCUGUCUAGACCCACUGGUCCCCAUCAAGAGGGAGUCCCACGCUCUGUACGGCCGGGUCCAGACCGGACCCCUGCCCAACUGCGCCCAGCCCUGCCACCAACCCUACUUCUCAGCCGAUGAACACGCCUUCACCAGCUUCUGGGUGGGACUGUGGUCGGUGCUGUGCUUCAUCUCUACCUUGACCACUGUUGCUACCUUCCUCAUAGACAUGGAACGCUUCAAGUACCCAGAGAGGCCCAUCAUCUUCCUCGCUGCCUGCUACCUCUUCGUCUCUUUGGGUUAUAUCAUCCGCCUGGUGGCAGGUCAUGAGCGAGUGGCAUGUGGUGCCAGCAGCAACGGAGCUGGUGACCAUCUGCACAUCCUCUACGACACCACUGGCCCGGCUCUCUGCACCCUCGUCUUCUUAUUGGUGUAUUUUUUCGGCAUGGCCAGCUCCAUCUGGUGGGUGGUGCUGUCCUUCACCUGGUUUCUGGCUGCAGGGAUGAAGUGGGGUAGUGAAGCCAUCGCAGGAUACUCUCAGUAUUUCCACCUCGCCGCCUGGCUUAUCCCCAGCGUCAAGUCCAUCGUGGUCCUGGCUCUCAGCUCUGUGGAUGGGGACCCUGUGGCUGGAAUCUGCUAUGUGGGGAACCAGAGUCUGGAGAAUCUGAGGGGAUUUGUACUUGCUCCUCUUGUGGUUUACCUCUUCACUGGUUCACUUUUCUUACUCGCUGGCUUCGUUUCUCUCUUCCGCAUCAGAAGCAUCAUCAAGCAAGGUGGCACCAAGACAGACAAACUGGAGCGUCUGAUGAUCCGCAUCGGACUCUUCACAGUGCUGUACACCGUCCCCGCCACCAUCGUGGUGGCAUGCCUGGUCUAUGAGCAGCACUACCGGCCGGGCUGGGAGCGAGCCUUGGCCUGCUCCUGCCCGUCUGAGCGCCAGCGCUCAGGCCUGGGCCCAGACUACGCUGUCUUCAUGCUCAAGUACUUCAUGUGCCUAGUGGUGGGCAUCACCUCAGGAGUCUGGAUUUGGUCAGGAAAAACCCUGGAGUCCUGGAGGAGGUUUGUGGCUCGAUUCUGCCCCUGCUGGCCACAGAAAGCCACCGCUCCACCCUCCAUGUACAGUGAGGCCAGUACUGCUUUGACUGGACAUACUGGAACUGGGCUGACAUCAGGGAUCUAUCAUAAAGCUGCUCCAUCCCAUAUAUAAACUGACUGGCACAGUGAAACGUUCUCAAAGGAGUGAUGUUCACACACAUGCACAAACACCUGCAGGACUGUGUGCUUGUGUAUCUCUGAAUAUCAGCUCUAGUAAAAAGGGAAAAAAAUAAACAAAUAACCUGGGUAAUAAAAAUUUAGAGAAUAUUUAAAAAAGAGUCUUUGUGAAAACUGAUUUAAACAAUUGAUUCUCCUUUUCUAAGCGACAGAGCUGAAACAGUCAACCAAACUUUACUUUAAACAUUUACUGCCAUUUACAUGGAUCCAUAAUAAAAAGACACGUACUUCUUCCUAUCUGCUUAUCCUGAGCACUGAGAGAGAAAAACAUAUUUAUUUAUGUAUAUAUUGUAUAAAUUUUGCUGUAAAAAAGAAAAUUAGGUGUAUAGUGUGAUAUGUUUCAUUUGUAACCAACCAAUGCCACUGCCACAUGUGUGAGACACCAGAGAAACAAAUCUUGACUGAUUUGAAAUGUAUAAAGUUGUACAUAUCAGUGUUUGAGUGUGACUGUGAAUGUGUUUUGUAUGAUGACAAACUGAAACAGCGCUGAGAAACUGUCUUUGCUUAGCUUUUUCUCAGACUUGGAAAUCAUCUAGGAAUCAAACUAAAACUAGUCCAGUCGUUAUAACGGAUGACCCUAAGCUCUGUCGUCAGGUCACAUCACACUUGAAAAGUCUGUUUAUGAAGCAUGAACUAGUUUUGUCCGUGUCAUGUGAACUAACAGGCGGGGAUUGGGUUAAAGCUGCAGGAUGAAACUGACCGUGGCCUUUAACCCCACCUGCUGGUUCACAGUGGAACUGCUCCACCACCAGGGACUCAACCAUGGACCUCCUAACAGAUUAACAUGAGACCACAGACCCUCAAUUAAAUAAGAUUUUCUACCAAAACUGUCUAGAAAGGCAGGGAUUACAAAAAAAUGGUGGUUGCAGUAAAAUCUACUAUUGGAGUAAUUAUUCUUAUGCAUUAUCAAUUUUGAUGCAACUUGCUGAUACCAUCUCAAUGACCCCGAGAGGUCCCUGGACCUCACUUUGAGAACCAUUACUCUACUCUUCUAAUGAUUUGCAUUAUGAACAGACAGAUGUUAGGGUCACAGAUGAGUUUUCAUAAAAUUAGUCAACUAGCAGAUAAGUUUACCACCAACAGCUUUGGCAAUCGACCAAUUAUUAAAGAUUCAUCUUAUUAGCUUAGCUUCCUUUCUCAAACUUAUAACACUGUAAACUGAAUAUCUUUGUAGUUAUGGAUUGUUGGUCGGAGGAAACUUAUGGACAUCGCUUUAGGAUCUGGAAAAAUGUGACGGGCAUUUCCACUGUUUUUGGAUCUUUUAUAGACCAAACAAAUGAUCAAGAAAACUAAUUAACUUGAUAAUUGCUAUUAUAUUGUGUUCUAGUGGUGAGAGUCAAGUAUACGACAUUGGGACUAUCCAAGUUAAAUUAUUCUGUAUUUGAUUGGAAACGGUGCUAAAAUAUUUAGUUUUACUCAUGGAUAAAUGCUAAAUGGUAAUUAUUUUGAAUCUAUGGAAGAAACACAAAUGAUUCACUGGCUCCACCUUUUAAAAUAUGAAUUCUGCUGUGUGGCGUGUCUCUGAUUUUUAAAAUCAUUGCAAAUUUAAUAUUUUGAUGGUUUUGGACAGAGUAAGCACUAUGAGAAGUUCACUUUGACCAUCUGUCAUUAUGUUUGACAAUUUAUUGCAUAAACAAGCACUUUUGCUGAUAAAUAAUCAUCAAUCAUCUGAAGAACUUUUGGAUGAUACUGCUUUUUAUCACAACUGAUAAACCUAACAUGUAAAUCUGUGCAGAGUUAUUAUAUGUAACAACAAAGCUCCUCUCAGUUGUCAUUCCACAGCUCUAUCGUAUCAGCAGGGAUCUGUGGUCUUAAUGUGCAUCAUCUAUUUUUAGGGUCCCUGACAACAGAAUCUGAAGGAACAUCCCGUCUUGUUUCAGAGGUCGCAUCAAGUGUUUCUGUCAGGAGUUCAGGUGUACAAAUUAACUGCCUCAACAUAAACUUAAACUGAAAGAAACAAACUACAAAAAGAGAAGCUGUCCCACAGAGUUCAGUGCAAACAGCCACUGAAUAACAAACCAGAAUUUGUAUAUUAAACUGAAGCUCAUUUGAGCUUUUUGUUGUGUUUCUCCCUCCCUGCUGUGAUGUUGUGCGAUAUCUUCAUUCAGUGUUUGUUGGCCAGUCGUGUUCUUUUUAGACUACUCUGUGUCCACAUUAGUAAUUUAUUAGUCUGAUUUGUGAGUGAAUGUGAUUGUGUGAAUGAGGAUGAAAUAAGUGUUGGUAAAAACUGGCAUUUAGUCAUUUGCUGAAGUGUAAAUCUGCUUUGACACAGAGAAAGACUGAAAAAAAUAUUGUAGAUUUUGAUUGAUAUUGUGGAAUUAAAACUGAGUUGAUCUCGAGUUUGGUUCAUGUCUCAUAUACAUCUGUGUCUCUGUAUAUCUGGCAUAAUAUAC
Molecule: messenger RNA, 4979 nt
Organism: Seriola dumerili (greater amberjack)
Lineage: Eukaryota; Metazoa; Chordata; Actinopteri; Carangiformes; Carangidae
Gene: fzd5
Product: frizzled class receptor 5
Exons: 1
Coding region: 773-2521 (582 amino acids)
Biological process (GO): non-canonical Wnt signaling pathway; canonical Wnt signaling pathway
Cellular component (GO): plasma membrane
Molecular function (GO): Wnt-protein binding; Wnt receptor activity
Source: RefSeq, a predicted model, not a curated record